Molecule: messenger RNA, 906 nt
Organism: Mitosporidium daphniae
Lineage: Eukaryota; Fungi; Microsporidia
Exons: 1
Coding region: 1-906 (301 amino acids)
Source: RefSeq, a predicted model, not a curated record
AUGUCUUGUAUUUUAUGUUCCUUUUUUAUCUUUCUUAUUUCCGUGCCCUUGAUUCAAACUGCGUCGCAGAGUCUAUAUUUAUCUUCCACUUCCGGUUCAUAUCAGAAAGAAUAUACGGCUCCAAAAGCAACAGAGUCCAUUGCUUCGAAUUCAUCGGCGUUGGUUAGCCCGACAUCGUCUUACGCCUUUGAAUAUACGUCAUUUAUGCCAAACUUAUCCAAUGUCCUUCCAGAUCUAAUAGCUCAAAGGCAACCAGCAUAUAGCCAUUUUCCAAAUGCAUCGCUUAUGUUCCUUCCCACACGCCCAGAGGAUAUUUUUCGGGUUUCAGCCUUUUGUAAAGGCAGAUCCGCAGGCUCUUACUGUUAUUUUGCGCCAAACGCGACUAGCUGCUGGUCUGGAACGAUUGUUGACUGCCCUUCUGGAAUUCUGUCCUACUGCAAAGUGGGUUAUGUGUGCACUGUGGGAAGGAAUCGAUCAGCCUCUCUGCCCUCUCAGGCUGCCGCCGCUAGUUGCAUUGCUCCACCUCCACAGCGCAUGAUUUCGGUUUCUACUGUUAAGCCGCCAAUUCUGCUUCUUGAUGGUCUGAUAACCAUGUGCAGCAACCCAGUUGAGCUUCCUGUUAUAGCUACGCGCAUCGUCAAAUGCACUUAUUUUCGGAAGGAACCAAACGCAACCUCGACCCCAACACCUUCUACUUCCACGUGCUCUGGCUCGACCCCAACACCUUCUACCUCCACAUGCUCUGGCUCAAUCUCCACACCGUAUACUACCACAUGCUCUGGCUCAACCCCAAACACAUCUACCCAAUUUAGCCAAUCGGGUUCGUCCUCCCUCUCCUCAGUGCAGACGUCAAGUACGACGGCAAUUCUGCCAUUUGUCGCUUCCUCCUCGCAUUCUGAGCCAUAA